Messenger RNA from Toxorhynchites rutilus septentrionalis, 2597 nucleotides. RefSeq names its product protein Pixie. The transcript is spliced from 5 exons. Gene Ontology annotation, biological process: translational initiation; ribosomal subunit export from nucleus; translational termination. Bases 149 to 1978 code for a protein of 609 amino acids. The record is from RefSeq and is a predicted model, not a curated record. Lineage: Eukaryota; Metazoa; Arthropoda; Insecta; Diptera; Culicidae. Gene Ontology annotation, molecular function: ATP binding; ATP hydrolysis activity; ribosomal small subunit binding.
UGCAUUUUACGUGUCCUUGCAGUGCCGCCUGAGUAAUGUCAAAAUCGUCUGCUGAGUGUUUAGCAUUGCUCUUUUCGCAGUGAAAGGCUCCUUUGACACGCACUAACUUUCGUUUCAGUUCUGUCCGAAAUCCGUGAAUUUCGACAGAAUGUCGCGUAACAGAGCCGCUGAGGAGACGGACAAGCAGACGAGAAUCGCCAUCGUCAGCUCGGACAAGUGCAAGCCGAAACGAUGCCGGCAGGAGUGCAAGAAAUCCUGCCCGGUCGUCCGGAUGGGCAAACUGUGCAUUGAGGUGGCAAUCGACUCCAAAAUCGCGUCGCUUUCGGAGGAACUUUGCAUCGGUUGCGGUAUCUGUGUGAAGAAAUGUCCAUUCGAAGCAAUCACGAUCAUCAAUAUUCCGAGCAAUCUUGACAAGCACACCACCCACCGCUACUCGAAGAACUCCUUCAAACUGCAUCGUUUGCCGAUUCCCCGUCCGGGAGAGGUUUUGGGACUGGUGGGUCAAAACGGUAUUGGGAAGUCCACCGCGCUGAAAAUUCUAGCCGGAAAGCUGAAGCCCAACUUGGGCCGCUACUCGGAUCCUCCGGAUUGGUCCGAGAUUUUGGCUCACUUCCGUGGCAACGAGUUGCAGAAUUAUUUCACUAAAAUUUUGGAGGAUAGUUUACGUGCUCUCAUCAAGCCACAGUAUGUGGACCAAAUUCCGAAGGCGGUGAAGGGUACCGUGGCGGCGCUGUUGGAUAAAAAAAACGAAACGAAUAAUGAGGCGCGGAUAUGUGAUUUGCUUGAUUUGAACAACAUUAAGGAUCGUGAGAUUCAGGCCCUGUCCGGAGGAGAAUUACAACGGUUUGCCUGUGCAAUGGUCUGCAUUCAGAAUGGGGAUAUUUUCAUGUUCGAUGAACCUUCCUCGUAUCUGGACGUUAAGCAACGUUUGAACUGUGCUUUGACCAUUCGUUCGUUAAUCCAUCCGGAUAAGUUCAUCAUCGUUGUUGAGCACGAUCUGUCGGUGUUGGAUUACCUGUCCGAUUUCAUCUGCUGUCUGUACGGAGUUCCUGGCUGCUAUGGCGUGGUUACUAUGCCUUUCUCUGUCCGUGAGGGAAUCAAUAUUUUCCUGGACGGUUACGUCCACACGGAGAACAUGCGCUUCCGUACGGAAUCGUUGACUUUCAAGGUAUCCGAGUCGGCUUCCGAGGAGGAAAUCAAACGUACGUGUCACUACGUUUAUCCCAAGAUGAAGAAGAAGCUUGGUGGUUUCACUCUGACGGUCGAUAAUGGUCAGUUCAGUGAUUCGGAAAUUAUUGUCCUGCUGGGAGAGAAUGGCACUGGAAAGACAACUUUCAUUCGAAUGCUGGCCGGUAAUUUGGAACCCGAUGAGGAAUCGGAGAAACUGCCCUGUCUCAACAUUUCCUACAAGCCACAGAAAAUCUCUCCGAAGAGCCAAUCGACGGUCCGUAAUUUGCUGCAUGAGAAAAUUCGCGACGCUUACAUCCAUCCGCAGUUCAUGGCCGAUGUGAUGAAGCCGAUGAAGAUUGAGGAAAUUAUGGACCAGGAAGUGCAGAACCUUUCCGGUGGUGAAUUGCAGCGAGUCGCUCUGGUGCUGUGUCUGGGAAAACCCGCCGAUGUGUAUUUGAUCGACGAACCGUCGGCUUAUCUGGAUUCGGAGCAGCGUUUGAUUGCGGCAAAGGUUAUCAAGAGAUACAUCCUACACGCGAAAAAGACCGGAUUUGUGGUGGAGCACGAUUUCAUUAUGGCAACCUAUUUGGCCGACCGGGUGAUCGUUUUCGAGGGAAGGCCAUCGGUGGAUACCACUGCUCACACACCGCAAUCACUGCUGAAUGGUAUGAACCGCUUCCUGGAAUUGCUGGAGAUCACAUUCCGACGGGAUCCGAACAACUUCAGGCCCAGGAUCAACAAGCGCAACUCGGUUAAGGAUGGGGAGCAGAAACGCGCUGGACAAUACUUCUUCUACGAGGAGUCAUAAGAGACAUGAUUCGGUCGAGUAUUAUGGUGCGUUUAAACUAAGGUAGCUAUUGCAUGAUUUCAAGAUUUACACAGUUUACUUAAAGAGAAAGGAGCUGUGCUUAGUCUUGAUAUUGCGCGAUAUAGCACAAGUAUAAAUGCAGCCUUAGGAUGGUUCACAUCGGGAUCUUAACAUACACACAUACACAUUCAGUUUGGCCUAUUGCAAAACGAUCCUUUUUCCGUCAGUAAAUUCAGCAGGCGAAGUCCAGAAAAAAAACAAUGAACUGAUACUACCAAUCAUACGAUAUCACUGACAAAUAUUGUAAAAAGUAAUAGACCAUGAAGAACACGCUCUACUUCAUAGAAACUAUUGUUUUACAGAUAAGAACGAAAAGUCAAGUCUAUCUUUGGUUUCCUCAUUUUUACUAUCGCGUUUGCAAUAAACUUCGAAUCAUGCACAGGAUCUAAACAUUUCGCCGAGGAGGGUUUGCUUGUCUUAUGUGGGAAUUUUAGUUAAUUUACUUUUAAAAACAAUACAUCGAGAGUUGUUUUGCUCUCUUUGCUACUAAACGGAAAGUUGUUAGUGAUCACUCGACUGCUUAUCGUUUGUACAAUAAACAUGGUGAAGAGAAAUGAAA